CAACUGCCGCAUGGAAUCGAGCGGUAGACUGGAUUCUUUAACGGGGAAAAGACAGUGCAAUACGCAGGAACAUGACGCAAUUAGUUAUCGCCGACGUCAUGAUUACAUACUAUCCUACGCCAGGGGUGCGCCAUGUUCUCACGAACUCAAGAAGGAAUUCAAUUCUCCACAACUCCACAUUCCCCAACAAACUAGCUUCAGAAAGAAAAUAAAAAUGCCUAGUUUUAUCGUCAUUGCUGGCGCAUGAUAGCCUUCAACCGCUGUAUAAAAGGCCCUUUCAAAUAAAUCGCUUAUUCAGUGUCAGUCUGUUAACAGCUUCACCGCUUCGCGAAAACCUUCACUUUCAGACUUCCAAAUUCUGUAAAGUUUGAAUCAACUGCCUUUUGUUAGAAUGGGGGAGAAGAGAGUGUUGUUGCCGGCGAGUGAAGUUGAUAUGACGGCUGUCAAGUAUACGCCUCAAAGAAUUCAAGGUCCACAUCUGACUGGAUUUUGGUUGAAGCUAUUUGUAUUGUUGGCUGAAGCACCGAUUAUUGGUUCAAUUAUCAUGAUUCUCUUGAAGAACAAGAACCGAAAAACGGAGAUGCUGAAGAAUACUGUCAUACCAGAGGAUCCCAUGUUUAAACCUGAGUUUCCUCCUCAAGAGUCAGAACCUGCUGUUGUUUGCCUGGAAGAAGAUGGAAAACCUGAAGAACGCGUUGAGUUAGCCUUGCAGUGUCUUCCAGAUUACAAUCCAGGCUGUAUUCAGAUUGCUGAUUCAAGUGCACCAUUCCGCUAUUGGAAGAUCCGUGAUUAUGCAUAUGCUUACAGGUCGAAGCUUACAACUCCAUCUCAGGUAGCAGAGCACUUCAUCUCAGCUAUAGAAGAGUUUAACAAUAAGAAUCCACUGGCACCGCUACUGAUUUCUUAUGAUCCUGGUGAAGUCAGAAGCCAAGCUGCUGCUUCCACACAAAGAUUUAAAGAAGGAAGUGAAUUAUCAAUCCUGGAUGGUAUCUUUAUGGCUGUUAAGGAUGACAUAGAUUGCUGUCCCCAUCCAUCAAAAGGUGGAACAACUUGGUUUCACGAGGUUCAUGAAGUGAAGAAGGAUGCUGUCUGCGUCUCAAGAUUACGAAGUUGUGGUGCAGUUUUGGUUGGGAAGACAAAUAUGCAUGAAUUGGGCCUUGGAACAACUGGAAAUAAUGCAAACUUUGGGACAACAAGAAAUCCACAUGCUCCAGAUAGGUACACGGGCGGGUCUUCCUCAGGUUCUGCAGCUAUUGUAGCUUCUGGAUUGUGUUCUGCUGCACUGGGAACAGAUGGAGGAGGUUCAAUUCGGAUUCCUUCUUCCCUUUGUGGUGUGGUGGGAUUGAAGACAACAUAUGGAAGGACUGACAUGAAAGGAUUGCUAUAUCGUGGUGGAACAGUGGCAAUUGUUGGUUCUAUCACAGCAACUGUUGAGGAUGCCAUACUGGUGUAUGCUGCAAUUUUAGGAUCCUCUCCUGCUGAGAGAGUUUCUUUGAAACCGGCUCUCCCUUGUUUACCAAAUUUAACUUCAUGUGAGAGCUGGUACGCUGUAGGAUCACUGCGCCUGGGGAAGUAUACUGAGUGGUUCAAUGAUGUUUUCUCAACUGAAAUAUCUGAUAAGUGUGAGGAUAUUCUUAAUCAGCUAUCGGAAAAACAUGGGUGCGAAACGAUAGAGGUUGUAAUACCAGAGUUGCCUGAGAUGCGCACUGCACAUAUUGUUUCUGUUGGCUCUGAAGCACUAUCUGAGCUGAAUCCUGACUUUGAGGAUAGGAAAUCAGCAAGAUCAACAUAUGAUACUCGGUUAAAUCUGGCACUUUUUCGAACAUAUACAGCAUCGGAUUAUGUUGCUGCUCAGUGUCUUAGGCGAAGGUUAAUGUAUUACCACAUGGAAAUUUUCAAGAAGGUGGAUAUCAUUGUGACACCUACUACUGGCAUGACAGCACCCAUAAUAUCACCAACUGCUCUUAAAGUUGGAGAGACCAAUUUGAGCGUUUCAGGAAAUCUUAUGAGGUUCGUAUUAGCAGGAAAUCUUUUGGGCUUUCCUGCAAUUUCUGUGCCUGUUGGCUAUGACAAGCAAGGACUUCCUAUAGGUAUGCAGCUCAUUGGGCGUCCAUGGUGUGAAGCAUCCAUUUUGCGCUUGGCGGCUGCCAUAGAGGAAACUUGUGCAGGGCCAAAGAAGAAGCCGGUGCAGUUUUAUGAUAUUUUGAAAGGGAACCAGUUGUGAAGUUUACGUUCUCAAUUUACAUAUUGAUGAUGGCUCUCAUGCAUUGGUGAUUUCAGAACUCACGUAACUUUUAGAAGUGGUUCAUUUGCUGUAAUUGUAUUGAUCCUACUGUAUAACUUUUCUUGCCAAAAAGUCUUGCUCAUAUGCUAAACUAGGGGCAUUCUCUCAUGAGGUUCCUAGUUACAUCUCCUAGUGACUGCAGAAAAGUAUCCUUCCUCUAAUGUGGAAAUGAUAUUUCCAAUUGACCUUAGUUUCA
Messenger RNA from Nicotiana tabacum (common tobacco), 2480 nucleotides. Its product is annotated as fatty acid amide hydrolase-like. Gene Ontology annotation, cellular component: membrane. NCBI's taxonomy places the organism in Eukaryota, Viridiplantae, Streptophyta, Magnoliopsida, Solanales, Solanaceae. The record is from RefSeq and is a predicted model, not a curated record. Gene Ontology annotation, biological process: N-acylethanolamine metabolic process. Gene Ontology annotation, molecular function: N-(long-chain-acyl)ethanolamine deacylase activity.